AUGAGUUCAUUAAAGAGUACCCUUCAACAGGAUACUCUUCCUCAUCAUACCGGUCCCAAAGGAAUAACUUUUAAUGGUUCAACCUUUAUUGUUCCUGAGACUGAAGAUAUGCUUAAAACUCUUUUCGAUCCUACCAUUAGAAAAUCUCAUCUAGAACUAAUUGUUUUAACUUGUUUAUUUUCAAACCUCCUUGUAUUUUACUUUGUUAAUGAUAAUAACUUAAGAAUCAAUAUCUUUGUCGGUUUUUAUAUCUCUUGGAGAUUAUCUUAUAAUUUUGGGAUUGGUUAUCUUUUAUAUAAUCAAUCUAAUUAUAAUAGAUUAGUUGAAUGGGCUCAAAAUUUAAAUUUAUUUGAUUCUUCAUCAAAAUCUUUCCUUUCAAAAUUUAUUAUUUCAGAAUUAAAAUCUCAAAGAGGUGAUGAUUAUGUUAUUUCAAAUUAUCCUAUUGAAUUUAAUACUUGGUUAAUCUUUAGAAGAGUUGUUGAUUUAAUUUUAAUGCUGGAUUUUACUACUUUUAUCUUGGUAGUAUAUACUUGUGCUAUUAAUGAUAAUUAUCAAUUUAUUCAUAAUCAAAAUCCUUGGUUAAUUUAUUCUCGUUUAAUUUUUGGUUCUGGAUUAAUUUUAUUUAAUUUAUGGGUUAAAGUUGAUGCUCAUAAUGUUAUUAAAGAUUAUGCUUGGUAUUGGGGAGAUUUCUUCUUUCGUCAAAUUAAUAAUGAAGAAUUAAUCUUUGAUGGAGUAUUUGAAAUGGUACCUCAUCCAAUGUAUUCAGUGGGUUAUAUUGGUUAUUAUGGUUUUGCUUUAAUUGCAAAAUCUUAUACUGUAUUAAUCAUUGCUAUCUUUGGUCAUUUCUUACAAAUGGUAUUUUUACAUUAUAUUGAAAAUCCUCAUAUUGAUAAAAUUUAUGGUCCAUCAAAAUCAGAAAUUAAUUUAAUUAAAUUAUUAAAAUUAAAAGAUUUAAAAAAUUUUGAUUAUUUAAAACCUUUAGUUGGAUUAUAUAAUUUUAAUUGGCUUAGAGGUUCCGAUUUUGUUAAUUUAAUUUUAAUUUUAACUUAUGGUAUUAUAAUUCCAAUCUUUACAGCUAAUAAUUCCUUAUUUGAAUUAACUAUAAAUUCAUUCAAAUUUGAUAUUUUAUUCUUUUUAGCUAUAAGUUUAAAAUUAUUAGAAUCAAUUUCAAUUAAUGGUUUAUUAACUUUACAAAGUCAUUCAAAAUUAUUCACAAAAUGGUUUUUAGCAAAUGAUAUUCCAUUAGAAAAAUCAUUAUCAAACUUUGCUAUUAUUUAUAAUUCAUUAAUUAAUCUUACUUAUGCUUCAUUAUUUGGAAUUAAUUUCCAUUAUUAUUUACAAGGUAAUGGUGGUAGUAAUAAUGAUUUAUUAUUUAAUAGUUGGUUUUAUCUUCGUAUAUUCAUUGGUAUAAUUCUUGUCUUAACUCAAGUUUGGAUAAAUUCAUCAAUUAUUGAUCUGAUUGGUUAUUUCGGUUGGUUUUAUGGUGAUUUCUUUAUUCCAAAAUCUCAAGGUCGUCUGUUACAUUUAACUAAAGCAGGUGUUUAUCGUUAUUUAAAUAAUCCAGAACAAAUCUUUGGAGUUUGUGGAGUUAUGGGAGUUUUCAUUAUGAUUCCUUCUGUUGAAAAUUUAAUUUGUUGUGGAUUAUGGGUUGCCAAUAAUUUUAUUAGAAUUAAUUUUAUUGAAAGAUCUCAUAUGAUCAAAAUUUAUGGCGAACAUGAAGUUUUACAAGAUUCUGGAGUUACUAAGACUUUUAAAAAUCUUUUAAUCCCGGAAUCAAUUCAAAGAAGAUUUAGUAAUGAUCAAAAUGAUCAAAAAUCAGCUCAUAGAAGAAGAAAAAGUAGUGCUAGCAUGAGUAUUACUGAUUCUUUAGAUAAUUUUAUUAGAGAAUUAAGAACAUCAAAAACUAAAUUAUCUGAACAAAAAUUAAUUGAAUUAUCCCAAAAUUUAUCAUUUGAAAAUUCAAAUUAUAAAUUAGAUAUUCUUAAUUUAAAUGUUGAUGAUAAUAAACAAAAGAAAUAUUUACCAAAAUAUAUUAAUGUGGGUGAAUCAAUUGAAAUUAAAUGGCAAGUUCCAAAAGCAAAUUAUUCAUCAAAAGAUUGGAUUGGAUUAUAUAGAAUUGUUCAAACUUCAUACUCAAGAAAUAAAACUUUACUUUCAUCAUCAGGUCGUUGGAUUUGGUGUUCUGAAAAUAAUGGAUCUUAUAAAUUUAAAGGAGAAAAAUUAUUUUGGGAAGAAGGUAUUUAUGAAUUUAGAUAUCAUUUAAAUGGUAAACAUGAUGUGGCAUAUAUUUCUGAACCAUUUGAAAUUAGAAUUCCAAAAUUAUCUAUUCCAAAUGAUUUCAACCAAUUAGAUCAAUUUUCUCAUAAUUUAAAAUCAACCAUCUUUGAUAAAGUGGUUCAAAUUGAUAAUAUUGACGAAUCAAUUUCAAAAGCAGCUAAUAAAACCGAUAGUAUAUUAGAAGUAUAUCAUCAAUUAAGUUAUUUAAUUUCCAAAUCAACUGAUGUUACCAUUAAAUCUAAGGUUUUCUUAGAUGAUGAUGAAAUUGAAGGUUUAACCAUUAGAAAAUUAAGUAACAAACUUUUUGAUAUUAAGAGUGUAUUAGAAGAAUUAUCAUCAUCUUCUACUCAUCAUACUACUAAUUAA
This is a messenger RNA of Scheffersomyces coipomensis, 2643 nucleotides long. It is a transcript of the gene CHO2, whose product is annotated as phosphatidylethanolamine N-methyltransferase. NCBI's taxonomy places the organism in Eukaryota, Fungi, Ascomycota, Pichiomycetes, Serinales, Debaryomycetaceae. Bases 1 to 2643 code for a protein of 880 amino acids. Gene Ontology annotation, biological process: phosphatidylcholine biosynthetic process. The transcript has a single exon. The record is from RefSeq and is a predicted model, not a curated record. Gene Ontology annotation, molecular function: phosphatidylethanolamine N-methyltransferase activity; oxidoreductase activity, acting on the CH-CH group of donors.